Molecule: messenger RNA, 680 nt
Organism: Zootermopsis nevadensis
Lineage: Eukaryota; Metazoa; Arthropoda; Insecta; Blattodea; Termopsidae
Source: RefSeq, a predicted model, not a curated record
GGCCACUAAGCUACAGCGUAAUCGAAAGUGCUUCUCAGUGUGGUGGUUCAGUGGCGUGAAACAUCAUGCUGUUUGCCAGUGUCUGCAGCGUCGCGGCUCUCCUCACCGUCGCAGGCCAAGCCUCAGAUGCGGAAAGGAAGAGGCAGUUUGCAGACUUGGAACUUAAUGUGACAGACUACCUGUCGGGUUUACUAGAACACGAUCUGCGCAUGCGCGUGGGAGCCGCAAUACUUGCGGAGAAAUAUGCGAAGAACCCAUACGCAGGGUUGUGUCCGGAUGUCAAAACGAUCUGCCCUCCCAGCAAAUACCGCAAUCUGGAUGGGUCCUGCAACAACGUGAGGCACCCCGAAUGGGGCACCAGGGGGAGUCCGUUCAGGCGUCUGCUGCAAGCGAGCUACAGUGACGGAGUGACUACCCAGAAAGAGUCGCAACAACUACCCUCUCCAGCCAAAGUAACCAAAGAGCUUCACAGCUUGAAGGCACAGCCCCAUGAACAUGUGACUAACUUCCUUGGAGUGUGGGGACAUAUGGUGCUGAAGGACUUGGCUUCUACUCUGAACUCAGAUUCUGUGGACUGCUGUAACUACCAGCACCAUGAAUGCAACUCUCUCAGAAAUGCAGAUAGCUGCCACAGCCACAUUCGUUCUUGGAAAUGUCAGUUUUGGUCUUCUAGCUUGUGA